UUCUGUCCUGCAGAAACACACUUAUUGCGCUCUGAACACUCAGGCACGCACAUGUGAAAAAAUGAAGUCCACGUUUUUCUUCUUUUUCAUCAUUUGGUUUGCAGAUGCGGAGCUAAAACCCCGGAAAGGCUCCGGGGUGGUGUGUACUUUCAAAGACAAGACAUAUAGCCCAGGAGACAGCUGGCAUCCCUAUCUGGAGCCCUUUGGAUUCAUGUUCUGCAUGCGCUGUGUCUGCACAGAGACAGGUCAUGUGAAAUGUAACACAAUCAAGUGUCCUGCUCUGCCAUGUGAAAACCCAGUAGCUCAGCCUCAGCAGUGUUGUCCCAGAUGCACAGAUGAGCCCAGGAUCCCUGCAGGGCUGAGAGCCUCAGUGAAGUCCUGCAGGCAUAAUGGAAGUAUCUAUCAGCCGGGGGAGACCUUCACCAAGCUUGACCUCUUCCCAUCCAAGCAAAGCAAUCAGUGUGUCAUGUGCACAUGUUCUAAUGGAAAUAUCUUCUGCGGUCUGAAAACGUGUCAACCAAUCACCUGUUCCUCACCAGUCUCAGUCUCAGAUACCUGCUGUUUGGUGUGUAAAGAUCAUGCCACCAGUGGGUCCUCAUCAAUUGAGGAUGGAAACCAGCAACUGAACAGAGGCGUUAGGCAUUCAGUCGACCAGUGUUCUGGAGAGCAGAGCAGGGCGCGGUUCGACCGUGCCACCCCACCCAGGGUCAGGACUGCUCCGCGAGGCCUGAUCCUCAGUAAACUCAACCUCAAAGGGGCUUCGGAGACCACCGUGAAGAUUUUGUUGCAGAGGAAACACCAAAGAGCGUGUUUGUACAAUGGCAAGACGUACUCUCAUGGAGACAUGUGGCACCCAGUUUUGGGGAAGGUCCUGGAAUGCAUCCUCUGCACUUGUACUGAUGGCCUCCAGGACUGCAAACGCAUCACGUGUCCCAGCCAGUACCCAUGCCAACAUCCUAUGAAAUCAGCGGGGAAGUGCUGCAAGACGUGUCCAGAGAGUAAAGCUGAAAGUAACCAGACUCAGUGUUACCUCGGAUAUAAAAAUAACCUCCUGGUGUAUAAAGUAGACUCAUCUUUGAAGGUUGAUCCACCCAACACAGUCAGGAUCAUUGCUGUUGAAAGACAAAGUACUGCUGAGGUUGAAGUGCAAGUGUGGAAGAAUGUAGAAGGUGUUUUACAAUUAAUGGAAAUUGGUGACGUUCAAAGAAAAGAUAUUGUGGAUCAUCCAGAAAAUUACACAUUACUUACGACACUUGAUGAAGAGACAUGGAGAAAAUUUAAAGAGGAGGGAGAUAAUCUGAGUACAGCUCCUCAGACCACAAUCUGCGAAGACGGCAUUCGGGAGAUGGUGACUUUCUUAAAUCCCAAGCAGAUUGAAGACCUGUGUUCACCCUGAUGGGUUUUCCUCCCUUGACUUUCUUUUUAUAUCAAUAUUCCCAAUAAUAACUACAGGGUUGACAUACAGUGCAUACUUUAUUCAUACAUGUCCUACGUCAUUCCUGUAAUACAAGUGGAAUUUCUCAUUUAUAAUAUUGUUUAUUGAUUUAUACAUUGUUGUCCAUCAUGUUUUAAUCAUCACAUUUUUAUAUGUAAUUUAUUAGGUUACAAAACACAUGAUAUACAGUAGCAGUGUUUGAUAACUGUCGUGGUCAUAAACUGGCACAUUAUAGUUCUGCCUCUGCCCCCUUUAAUGACCAAGGACAUUUUGCAAUCAGUAUUUCUCCAACAAACCUUUUGCUUUAACCAUUUUAGAAUAUGUUGGACAACGGGCCAUGUUCUGUUCAGAAUAUAAAGUUUUUUUUAAGGAUGUUAUAUGGUCAUCAACAUAUUUAUUGUAAAUACAAACUGAGGUUUUGUCACCUUAUUUAAAGCGUAUUGGUUCUUGUAUCAUUUCUGUGUAUAUACAUUAGACUGUCUGAAUGUUUUUUAUUUGCAUGAAGUAGCAAGAGGCAUUGCUUUGGGGUUCAAUCUGCUCUAACAAAUACACCAGCUGUGUAUUUGUUAGAGAGAAAACAGCCGUCCUAAUUCUGUCUGAUGUCAAAAUAUAGACAUACUUUAGCUAUUUUUAUGCAGCCACAGGAUUUAGUUUGUUAUCGUAGCCUAAUGACAUUCUACAACUCCACAUUCCAGAAAUAUUUGUAUUUUAAAGUGAUCAUAGUUGAAUGCACUCUGUACUUCUGCUCACAAUUUUAAUGCAUAAAGUUUUCUCAGUGUUUUACACCAGAAAACUUUGUCUGAUUUGUUU
Sebastes umbrosus (honeycomb rockfish) is the source of this 2245-nucleotide messenger RNA. RefSeq names its product chordin-like 2 (gene chrdl2). The transcript is spliced from 11 exons. The coding region runs from base 62 to 1396 and encodes 444 amino acids. The record is from RefSeq and is a predicted model, not a curated record. Gene Ontology annotation, molecular function: protein binding. Lineage: Eukaryota; Metazoa; Chordata; Actinopteri; Perciformes; Sebastidae.